Vanrija pseudolonga is the source of this 926-nucleotide messenger RNA. RefSeq lists its product as uncharacterized. NCBI's taxonomy places the organism in Eukaryota, Fungi, Basidiomycota, Tremellomycetes, Trichosporonales, Trichosporonaceae. The record is from RefSeq and is a predicted model, not a curated record. Bases 192 to 926 code for a protein of 244 amino acids. The transcript is spliced from 5 exons.
GCUUGUCUUUCAGGCAGUUGCCCCGCACCAGGUUGAAGUAGAUGGGCCAAGAGCCGCCAUAGCCUAUCGCCAUCGCCUGUACCCGGCGGCAAGGGCUGUCCCCUCCGUCGACGGGUGAUAUAGAGCGGCUGCGAUACGUGGGUUCUCUCUGCCUAUCGAUUCUCCAGCCCCGUGUACCACUCGUAGACAACAUGACCGCAACCACAGAGUACCCGCAGACCCAUGAGAACACGGUCGGCCGAUACGGUGAGAAUGCUCAGUACGACGUCGCGACCAUCAAGGCCAUCAUCCAAGAGUCGCACUUUGUCAACGUGUCGUUUGUUGACCUGGACGGGAUGCCGCAGUGCAUCCCGAUGGUCAGUGCGAUCGAAGAAGCCCAGGACGGCCUCUACGUCUACAUCCACGGCUACCACAAGGCGCGGCUCGUCAAGAUGCUGCCGCCCGAGUCGCGCGUGUGCAUCACCGCGACGCUGCUGGACGGGCUGGCGUUGGCAUGGAGCGCGUACGCGAGCAACAUGAACUAUCGCUGCGCCGUGCUCCACGGCGAAGUACUCGACUGGGACGAGACGACACCCGACGCGCAAGCCGCCAAGAUGGAGGCCGCGCGACAGAUCGUGGAGGGCGUCUGUGUUGGCCGGUGGGACGAGUGCCGCCAGCCGUCCAAGGCCGAGAUGACGACCACCGGGUUUCUCAAAAUCAAGGUGCUCUCCGCGAGCGCCAAGAUCAGCAGCGGGUGCGCCGGCGAGGAGAAGCGCGAUCUAGACGACGACGAGGUCACCUCCAAGCUCUGGGCUGGUGUCAUCCCGACCAAGCUCACGCUCCUCGACCCCAUCGACAGCCCAGACAACAAGGUGCCCGUGCCCAAGACGGUCAAGGACUUUAUCGCCACGCACAAUGCGAAGCCGGUGCCAUGGCCAAAGGAGUAG